AUGACUGAGAGCCACUGCACCAAUAAUUUGUUCAGCAAGGCUCUGGACUUCUUUGAACACCAAGUUGUUUCUAGUUGGAACAAAUCCAUUAGAGCCCUCAAGGCCGCAGAGGAUAUUCUUCAACAAGCAGCGGAUCUUGGCCUGGUUGGUGCCUGUGUCGAAUCAAUAAUCUUAAAGGCUUUGGAACAUCCACAUCUUCUUGGAGAAUCAUUCAAGGACUUGACCUCCAAUGAUGAAGGAGAGGACAAUGAAAAUUACUUCAGGCCAAAUGUGCGGAGGAAACUCUUUGCUUUGGAAUGGAAAUCUGAAGAUUUGUCAAUAUUGUCUCUCAGGCUCUAUGAGCCCAUCAUUGGUGCAAUGAUUGAGCGGAAAAUCCCAGCAGAAUACAUAUCUGCAGCUGUAUGUCAGUAUGCAAAAAAGUGGGUACUUUUCAGCAUGAAAGAAGGGGAUGAUGGUUCAAUUUACAAGAAAAGUAUCCAGAGAGAGAUAAUUGAAGCAGUGGAGAGAAUGCUACCAAAUGCAAGAGGACUAAUGCCCUGUGCAUUACUAUUUGAAAUGCUACGGUCUGCAAUAGCCUUGGAUGCUAGUAACGAGUGUAGAAAUGGAUUUGAAAUCAGGAUUGGGAAGCAAUUAGACCAGGCGACUGUGAAAGAUCUCCUGAUACCUUCUCAAGGAUAUGCCAAGGAAGAACGGUAUGACACAGAAUGCGUGAGGAGGCUCAUGAAGAAUUUCUAUCGCAAUUAUACUGGAAAAGAUGGACAUGAAUUGAUCACAGUGGCAGAACUUAUUGAGAACUUUCUGAUUGAAAUUGCUAGUGACAUAGACUUAAAGAUGAGCACAUUUAUAUCACUUGCUGACUUUUCACUUGCAGCAUCUAGAGGAAUUCUACAAAAUUCAGAUGGAAUGUACAGGGCUAUAGAUAUCUACUUAGACAAGCAUAGAUAUCUGACAGAAUCUGAGAGGGAAGAGGUAUGCCACCUGUUGGAUUGCAACAAGAUGUCUCCAGAAGCUUGCUUACAUGCUUCAAGGAAUGAAAGAUUGCCUGUGAGAGUAAUGGUGCAAGUGCUAUUUGCAGUUCAGUUGCAAAUGCGAGAGACUAUGCCAAAGGAAAUCAAGGGAUCAGAGGAGGGGAGAUUAUUUUUAAAAGGGGUAGAGGAAGAGGAAGAGGAAGAGGAAGCAGCAACAAGAGGUUGCAACAGCGAAGAAGAAGUGAUCAAGGCAGAGAUGGAAAAGAUGAGCAGCAAAGUGUUGGAACUGGAAAUAGAAUGCGAUAUGAUGAGAAGGGAAAUCCUGAAUGGUAGCUGCAGGAAAGCUAGAAAAGGAAAAGUGAACAUGUGGAAAGAAAUGAAGAGGAAGUUAGGAUGCAUAACCAGCAUGCAUGAUUGCAACUGCCAUGUCAAGAAGAAGAAGGUCCAUCCAAAAUAG
Molecule: messenger RNA, 1425 nt
Organism: Coffea eugenioides
Lineage: Eukaryota; Viridiplantae; Streptophyta; Magnoliopsida; Gentianales; Rubiaceae
Product: BTB/POZ domain-containing protein At5g17580-like
Exons: 1
Coding region: 1-1425 (474 amino acids)
Source: RefSeq, a predicted model, not a curated record